Messenger RNA from Linnemannia hyalina, 1467 nucleotides. The record is from the annotation of a GenBank genome assembly. Lineage: Eukaryota; Fungi; Mortierellomycota; Mortierellomycetes; Mortierellales; Mortierellaceae.
AUGGUCGCAUGUCUUUCCGCUGCAGCCACCGUCUCAAGGCAGGCCACAAUCACUCUCGCCCGGCGCAUAUCAAGUGCACCAUGGACUCUCUCCCGGACCCUCAAGGCUACUAUUCAUACAAAGACUACCAACGGACAACCCCUUGGAUCAAUAUCCACCAGCGGCAGGAUAUCACAGCUUUCGGGAUACCAUAAUUUCGUCCGAUCGACGCCCCUCAUCCUCACAGGAGACACCUACACCCACGAUCAAUUAUCUCACAGCCAUCAAGGAUUCUCAACAUCCUCCCUCGCCUUCAACAAAAAACCAUCCUCCUCCUCCGCUUCAUCGCCAGAGUUCUUGUUCCAAAACCCAAUGCUGAACAAGAUGAAACCCAAACUCCAAUCCAUGAAAGACCUCCACGACAAGAUCCUCAAAGAAAUCAACGGCACCUCCACUUCAUCCGCCGACGACCUCUCCCCUACAAAAUUUGCAGAACUGACAAAACAACUCCACGACCUCUCCCUCAUCACCGACAAGUACUCCGAGAUUGAAUCUCAAAUCCGGGACCUCUUCUCUCUCCAACAAAUGCUCGAUGAUCCGCUGACGAACGAAGAUAAGGAUCUCUUGGAGAUGACGCAGGAUGAGAUCAAGACGACGACGGAGGCGAUUAUCGAUGGGGAGAAUGAGUUAUUGCUGGCGAUGGUGCCCAAGGAUUUGGCGGAUGAGGGUAAUGCGUUGUUGGAGAUCCGGGCGGGUACGGGUGGAGAUGAGGCCGGGUUGUUUGCGGCGGAUAUCUUGAGGAUGUAUGAGCGCUUUGUGGAACGCCAGCGGUGGAGGUGGGAGGAGAUCUCCAAGACCCAUGACGGACUUGGUGCUAUCAAGGACGCGACGAUAGCAAUCACAGGAAACAACGUCUUCGGCCACCUAAAAUACGAAUCAGGCGUCCACCGCGUCCAACGCGUCCCCGCCACAGAAACCCAAGGCCGCAUCCACACCUCCACAAUCACUGUCGCAAUCAUGCCCCAACCCACAGAAGUCCAAGUCCAAAUCGCCGACGCUGACGUCCGCGUCGACGUCUUCCGGGCUUCGGGUGCAGGAGGACAGAAGGUUAAUACGACGGAUUCUGCAAUUCGAUUGACGCACUUGCCAACGGGAAUCGUAGUCGCUAUUCAGGAUGAGCGGUCGAAUCAGAAGAACAGGGCGAAAGCGUUUACGAUUUUGAGGGCCAAGUUGUAUGAGAGGGAAAGGGAGAAACUGGCGUUGGAGAGGAGAGAUUCGAGGAGGGCACAGGUUGGUGGUGGGUCGAGGUCUGAGAAGAUCCGUACCUACAACUUCCCUCAGAACCGUGUGACGGACCAUAGAAUCAACAAGACGUUGCACGAGCUCGAAUCUGUCCUUGACGGCGCCGCAUUACCAGAGUUCAUUCAGGCCCUUCGCGUCGAGGAGCAGACAGACCUCUUGAUGGCCAUGAACGACGAAAUCUCCUAA